Molecule: messenger RNA, 1565 nt
Organism: Cheilinus undulatus (humphead wrasse)
Lineage: Eukaryota; Metazoa; Chordata; Actinopteri; Labriformes; Labridae
Gene: rad1
Product: RAD1 homolog (S. pombe)
Exons: 7
Coding region: 104-943 (279 amino acids)
Biological process (GO): DNA damage checkpoint signaling; DNA repair
Cellular component (GO): checkpoint clamp complex; nucleus
Molecular function (GO): 3'-5' exonuclease activity
Source: RefSeq, a predicted model, not a curated record
AUCUACUUCCGAGGCACGCGCUAAGAGCGGAAAUUGUUAAAUACCAGAGAGCGCUUUUCUUGAAAACAACACUGCAAGUGUCGGAGCAACGACUUUUGCCACGAUGCCUCUGUUAACCCAGUCGCAAGCUGAUGAUGAAGAAUAUGUUUUGGUAGCCAGUUUGGAUAAUGCUCGCAAUCUGUCCAACAUCCUGAAAGCAAUCACCUUCAAAGACCAUGCCAUCUUCAGCGCCACACCUAAUGGCUUGAAAGUCACUGUGGAAGACUCCAAAUGUCUGCAAGCCAAUGCCUUCAUCCAGGCUGAGAUCUUCCAAGAGUUUACCAUAAAGGAAGAUUUGGUGGGUUUUCAGGUCAAUCUCACAGUUCUUCUGGACUGCCUAAAUAUCUUUGGGGGAAGCACAGUGCCAGGCGUUUCAACAGCCUUACGUAUGUGCUACAAGGGAUAUGGUUACCCUCUGACCUUGUUCCUAGAGGAGGGUGGUGUAGUGACUGUAUGCAAGAUAAACACACAAGAACCAGAGGAGCCAAUAGACUUUGAGUUCUGCAGCAGCAACGUUACAAACAAGGUCAUCCUGCUGUCAGAGAGUUUGAAGGAGGCCUUCUCUGAGUUAGACAUGACCAGUGAGGUGCUGCAGAUUACCAUGUCACCCAGCCAACCAUACUUCAGGUUGUCUACAUUUGGGAAUUCUGGAAAUGCCCAUUAUGAUUAUCCUAAAGAUUCUGAGAUGAUGGAGCUGUUUAAAUGCACCACAACUCAAACCAACAGGUACAAGAUGUCCCUGCUGAAGCCGUCCACCAAAGCUCUGGCUCUGUCUUGCAAAGUGUCUGUGAGGACAGACAACAGAGGCUUCCUCUCUCUGCAGUACCUGGUCAGGAAUGACGAUGGACAGAUCUGUUUUGUGGAAUAUUAUUGCUGUCCUGACGAAGAAGUGGAGGAAGAGUGACUUUUGUCCACUGAGAUCCCUUUUUGCACAAGUAUCUAAACUCUCUUGGUACCCAGUUGCCUUAAAUGAGAAGGUUAAAGCCUGUGAGUGGUGGCAGCACCUCAAGUAAGGAGGAACUUAGAAAAGAAGUGCUGUGCUUAACAAGCAGAGUGGACAUGGCUGGAAAGCAUAUGGUAGCACCUACCCGAUCUUAAGCACCACAGACCUCUAUAAUACAAAGUUCAAAAUUUCAAACUGACAGGGAUUGAUUGAGGCGUUCCUGUGGUUAUAUUAGUCUGGGUUUUUUUUCCCCAGUCCGAUGAUCUUGCAAGCAUUACCCAUAACAUUAUGAGACUAAUAAUGUGAUGUUGUUUUUGAGCUCAUAUUUCAUAGACAUCCAAGAUCUAUUUUCUCAUGCAGGUAGCUGGAUGGCAGUCUAUGAACGGAACAUUUAGCAAGCUCCACAGGCUUUCUGUUCAUGUUAAUCCUGCACAUUUGUUGCCUUAAUAUGCUGAAAGCUUUGACAACAUUUUGGAGUUUGUUUUCAGUAAACAUGAGAUGAUACAGACUAUGUUUAAAUUGUUUUAUUUCCAUGUUAUAUAAAACUGUAGUUACUCAAAAGAAAUAAACAUGUUUUUUUACA